AUGAGUCAAAUUAGUACAGGUAAUAAUUACUCCAGUGGUAAUUCAGCAUCCAUUAAAAAAUCUGGUAACGUUGCUGGAUUCUCCGACAAGUUAACUGCCAUCGAUACUUAUGGUAACACUUUCGAAGUACCUGAUUAUUCAAUUAAAGAUAUCUUAACUGCUAUCCCUAAAGAAUGUUAUGAAAGAUCUUUAGUUACUUCAUUCUACUACGUUUUCAGGGAUAUUGCUAUGAUGGUUGGUGCUGGUUACUUAGCCAAUACUUACAUUCCUUUAGUCAAUUCCCAAUUAUUAAGAUUUGCUUUAUGGAGUGGUUAUGCUUAUUUCCAAGGUUUAGUUGGUACUGGUAUUUGGGUUUUAGCUCAUGAAUGUGGUCAUGGUGCUUUCUCCGAUUAUGGUUUUGUCAAUGAUACUGUUGGUUGGAUCUUACACUCAUACUUAUUAGUUCCUUUCUUUUCUUGGAAAUACACUCACUCAAUGCAUCAUAAAUCAACUGGUAACUUAUCAAGAGAUAUGGUUUUCGUUCCAAAGUCAAAACAAGAAUUCUUAGAUAGACAUGAAAAAUCAAGUGUUGAAGAUAUUUUAGAAGAAUCUCCAAUUUAUACCUUAUAUUCAUUAAUUGUUCAACAAUUAUUCGGUUGGAUCGCUCAUAUUAUCACUAAUGUUACUGGUCAAAGAUUAACUGAUAUUCCAUUCUACAAGAAAAAUCAUUUCAAUCCUAAUUCUGUACUUUUCGACAGAAAAGCUUACUGGUACAUUGUUUUAAGUGAUAUUGGUGUUUUAGUUCAAUCUUUUAUCUUAUAUAAAUGGUAUCAAAACUUUGGUGGUUUCAACGUUUUCAUUAAUUGGGUUGUUCCAUAUUUCUUAGUUAACCAUUGGUUAGUUUUCAUUACUUUCUUACAACAUUCCGAUCCAAAAUUACCUCAUUAUGAAGCUGAACAAUGGAAUUUCGCCAGAGGUGCUGCUACUACUAUUGACAGACAAUUCGGUUUUGUUGGUCCAUUUUUCUUCCAUGAUAUCAUUGAAACUCAUGUUUUACAUCAUUACGUUUCAAGAAUUCCUUUCUAUAACGCUAGAGUUGGUAGUGAAGCUAUCAAAAAAGUCAUGGGUAAACAUUAUCAAUUUACUGAUGAAAACAUGUGGGUUUCUUUAUGGAAAUCCGGUAGAUGGUGUCAAUAUGUUGAUGGUGAUAAUGGUGUCAUGAUGUACAGAAAUGUUAAUGGUAACGGUGUUGGUACAGGUAAGAAAUAA
Molecule: messenger RNA, 1248 nt
Organism: Yamadazyma jaroonii
Lineage: Eukaryota; Fungi; Ascomycota; Pichiomycetes; Serinales; Debaryomycetaceae
Source: the annotation of a GenBank genome assembly